AUGACUAAUUUUGAUUUUCAUGAUGUGGGAAGUAUUAGACCAAGGCUCACUUGGUGCAAUAAUAAGGAAGGAGCAUCCAGGAUAUGGGAAAAGCUGGAUAGGUGUCUUCUGAAUUCAGCUACUCUCCAAUUGCUUCCUUCGACUGCUAUUAGACAUCUAGCAAGGGUGGCUUCGAAUCAUAGUCCUAUUGCCUUCAAGUUGGAUGACAAGAUGAAGAAUGAUUUUGGAGAUAAAGGUAUGGUUCUUCAAAGGAAGAUUAAUAGAACUUUAAAAGCUCUAUUUUUCUGGAGUAAAAACAAAUGUAAAGACUUGAAUGAGUUAAUGGAAAGGCUGAAAAAGGAUAUUAUGGAGCUUCAGCAUAAGGAAGCCAUGGGAGUUAAUUGGUCAGCUCAUGAUCUUCUUUUACUUAGAAGUUGGCCUGAAACUUUGGCACAUCAGAAGCUGAUUCCUGAGGAAAUCACGGCCCUUAGCACUGAUUUUUCGUUGAUGGAGUUACAGCAUUCAGUCUUCCAGCAAGGGAAUAAUCGAUCUCCAGGUAUGGAUGGUCUCACUUCUUCUUUCUACAAGUAUUAUUUGGAUAUUGUGUGGAAAGAUUUAUGGAAUGCUAUCAAUAGCUUUUUUACAUCUGGUUGUAUGAGAAAGGAUUGGAAGGAUACUUUAAUAGUGCUGAUUGAUAAGGUGAAAAAUCCCUUGCUUCCAUCCAACUAUUGUCCUAUAAGCCUUUGUCUGACUAAUUACAAGAUUGUAGCUACAAUGCUUGUGAACAGUUUGAAGACUUGUAUUCCCAAGUUGAUUACUGAAGAGCAAAUGGCUUUUAUCCCAGGGAGAUCGAUUUCAGAACAUUGCCUUUUGGCUCAGGAGAUUUUUCACAUGUUCAAAGUUUCCAAAAAUAGAAAGGGGCUGAUGGCUUUGAAGUUGGAUAUGGAGCAAGCAUACGAUAGCAUGGGGUGGCCAACUCUUGAUCAUGUUCUUAAAUGGUAUGGCUUCCCUUCUAUAUAUGCUAACCUUAUUAUGGAAUGUAUUGUUGAUGUGAGAUUUUCCAUUAUUAUUAAUGGGAAGAAUUCCAAGUGGAUCAUUGCUCAUAGUGGUUUCCGUCAAGGGUGUCCACUAUCCCCUUAUCUUUACAUCAUGUGCUCUCAAUUGAUGUCUAAUUCCAUAGAACAAAGGGGUCAAAAUAUUGGCAUCCAAAUCUCCCCUAGAGGACCAAGGAUCACUCACCUUUUGUAUGCUGAUGAUGUGCUUAUCUUCUCACAUGUUUCCAAGGAAAUAGCAAAGGAGGUGAAGGGUAUUGUUGAAGACUUUUGCAAUUGGACAGGGCAGAGGAUCAAUGUCAAUAAAUCUCAUAUUAUAUUCGGCCAUGGUGUUAGCAAUCCUAGGAGAAAUAAGAUUGCUAAAGUUUUUGGCUUCAAAGUAGUCAAGGAAAUGAAUUAUCUUGGGAUAAAGAUAUCUCUUAACAGGUUGAAGGCUGAUGACCUUCAGGAUCUUUUAACCAGUGUUAUGGAUAGGCUUAAUGCUUGGGGUAAGAAGUUUCUUUCCAUGGGUGGUAAGAUUACUCUUAUCACUAGUUCUCUUUUUUCUAUGCCUAAUUUUCUAGUUACACAUUCUUUGAUCCCAAAGAGAGUGUUGGUUACAUUGGAAAAGCUUUGUAGAGAUUUCAUUUGGCAUAAACCAGAUGGCAGCCAUAGUAUUCACUAUGUUGCUUGGGAUGAUCUUUGCAAGACGAGAAGUAUGGGAGGGCUGGGUUUGCAGUCUCCUGUGAUGAAAGCUGGGUCGUUGAGAUCAAAUUUGGCAUGGAAUUUUUUACAAAAGCCUGAUACCCUUUUUCACAUAACAAUGAAAGCCAAAUAUGGGAAGAAUUUUAUGAAUGGUACUCAUAAUAAGAUCACUUCUAAGGCUUGGCAGAUUAUAUUAGAUGGUGAAAGACACCUCAAAAAUAUUACCAGAUGGAAAGUAGGCAAUGGUGAGGAGAUAAAUGUAUUGAAUGAUUUCUGGAUUUUAGACAGAUGUUUAAAACAAUGGCCAACCUUUGUUGAUUGUGUUGCUUUGGAGGGAACCUGUGUUCAGCAGCUUAUUCUGGAGUAUGGUCAUUGGAAUUUUCCCUUGCUUCAGGAGGUUUUUCAUCCAGAACUUAUUAUGUUGAUAAAUCAAAUUCAGUUUGAUUCCAGCAGGGAAGAUCGGUUGGAAAUGCAGAAAUUUUGUUCUAAAAAGACUAUUUUUGCCAUGUCUUUUGAUCAUGUGAUAAGAUGUAGGUUCAACUUAAGAGAUGAUGAUUACUGUAAGUGGCUAAAUAAACUCAUGCUCAACAAGAAGGUGGAGAUGUUUUGGCAAAGACUUGGGAAAUCUUCUAUUCCUACGAACCUCUUCCUUAGGAACCAUAAGAUAUCGGGGAUUGAUUCCUGUGCUAGAGGUUGUCAAAUGGUGGGGAGCUAUGAACAUAUUAUAGUUCAAUGCAAGUAUUUGAUUGAAAUCAUUAUGCAGGUGAUUGAAUGGGGUAUCUCCAUUCCUGUCUUUCAUUCCUUGGACAAUUACUUAAAGGAACUUAGGAGAAUAUCAACAAGUAAUCUGGGCAUAGUGAAAAUUUAUUGCACCAUCAUUUACUUAUCUUGGAAAAAUAGAAAUGAUGUUAAGCACAGCAAAGCUGCACUUCCUUGCUAUGUGGUUGCAGCAAAUGCUCUCUCCAUGGCUAUUACCAAGACCUGUCCUUAUCUUUCUAACUGGGGCACUAAUCUCCUUAGGGAGUCUCAAAACACUUGGUGCCCUCCACCGAAAGACUGGAUGAAAAUUAACGUUGAUGCUUCUUUAAUUAGUUCAGGCCAUGCUUGA
This is a messenger RNA of Dendrobium catenatum, 2823 nucleotides long. RefSeq lists its product as uncharacterized. Lineage: Eukaryota; Viridiplantae; Streptophyta; Magnoliopsida; Asparagales; Orchidaceae. The transcript has 3 exons. Bases 1 to 2823 code for a protein of 940 amino acids. The record is from RefSeq and is a predicted model, not a curated record.